AGCUGCUUAAAUUUUUCUGCGUUGAAAAUCGGAGGAACCGUUACCUACUGUCUGAUCAUCAUCCUUUCACUGGUCGCAAAUUCUCUCAUUGUUAUCAUCGUUUCUAAAACGCCGAACUUAAAAAAAACGAUAAACUAUUUUAUCGCAAACAUGGCCUCAUCUGAUUUGUUGUUUCCAGUAUUCUCGAUACCUUUUAAAUUGUCACUCUUGCACGCCAACUCGUUUCUUAUCGGUGGUCAGCUUGGUCAGGCCUUGUGUAAGCUUCUCCCUUUCUUUGGUAACGUUUCCUUUGUCGUUUCGAUUCAGAAUCUGAUUCUGACAGCAGUGGAUCGAUUUGGAGCCGUGGUGUUUCCACUCCGUUCCCCACUCAUCAGAUCUAAGCUGUGUCCCUUCCUCAUUCUUGCCACGUGGAUGUUUGCCAUAGUUUUUAUUUCGCCAGACUUGUUGGCCUUCGAACUAGCUGAAUACCCGGAGGGAGUCAGGUGUGUACGGAGAUGGAAGAAAGUAUUCGGAGAAUCCUUGUCCUUUGCCAGUUUGCUUCUAGCUUACAACAUUCUGUUUGCAUACAUACCUGAUGUUGUUAGUCAUUCUUUUAUCCGUAUCAAGCUCAAGAGAGAGUCUCAAUGGGGUGGUCGCUUUUACGGUUAACGGCUAAAAUUUUGGCUCUUUUACGGCUAUCAGUUAAUUUUAUUCAGUUACGGUUAACGAAAAAGUUAAAAAUUAACUUCUUUUGUUUCAAAAAGUUAAAUAUUAAUUAACCUGUAUUUUUUUAAUAAAGGUCUUCGGAUCAUCUCGGGAUGAAAUAAGCUAUUCUUUUGAAAAAUUUUAACAUUUAAUAGAUCAUACUUUUUAUAAAGUAUUGCACUUCAAAUAUUAUUUUACACAUAGAAAUGUCAAUAGUCAAUUUAAAAAUGAUCUUUGUGAAAAAGCAAAAGCAGACACGCGAACGCCCUAGCUCUAGUGUGAAAACGGCCAAUAACAAAAUUCCUGUGUCCAGUGUUUUUAAUGAUAGCGAAGGACUGUACAGAACGACUGUCUGCCGUUGCCUUGUCCAUAGGCCUCAUUAUUAUUGCAAUCGUAUCAGUGCUUGUGCUUUGCUGGUUACCUUACAAUACUAACCAUUUAAUCAUAGAGUAUCAGGAUAGGUCUGCCCAUUUCUCGUGUAGUUUCCAGAUAUACUUUGCUGUAACCUACUUUAUGAUUAACGCUUACUGUGCUAUCAACCUGAUUAUCUGCUUCAUGUUUAGUAGUAACUAUCGGCAAGGUAUUAAA
Porites evermanni is the source of this 1272-nucleotide messenger RNA. Lineage: Eukaryota; Metazoa; Cnidaria; Anthozoa; Scleractinia; Poritidae. The record is from the annotation of a GenBank genome assembly.